AUCGAAUGUAUGCAGAUUGUGAAGACUAUCUGUCUUCUACAUCAACUUAAGACGAUUACGGAACAUUGAAUGUAAAGUUGAAGACAGAAUUCUGUAAAUAUUGGACCGAAGGAAAAAUAUGUCCAUAUGGCAAUAAAUGUUACUUUGCACAUGGUGAAGAAUAAUUGUUGUCAAAAGACGUUCCUAAAAAUUAUAGAACUAAAGAAUGUAAAAAUUUCUAAGAAUUUUUUUGUAAAUAUGGUCAGAGAUGUCAAUUUUCGCAUAUGCUAACCAAAUACUAAAUGCCUCAAUUGAAGUAUUGGACUUCAGUUGAGAAAAUAGAAGUGGGCUCAAUUAAAAAAAAGCAUCGCUUAAAGAUAUUUAAAUCGAUAACCAGUGGAGUUUAUCACAAACAAUAGAAACAAUAAUGAUUUUAUUUCUUAUCCCAAUUCAUAUUUAAAUAACAAAUUACAAUGA
Paramecium tetraurelia is the source of this 456-nucleotide messenger RNA. RefSeq lists its product as uncharacterized. The record is from RefSeq and is a predicted model, not a curated record. The transcript is spliced from 3 exons. Gene Ontology annotation, molecular function: mRNA binding; metal ion binding. Lineage: Eukaryota; Ciliophora; Oligohymenophorea; Peniculida; Parameciidae.